Messenger RNA from Polypterus senegalus (gray bichir), 1284 nucleotides. It is a transcript of the gene ucp1, whose product is annotated as uncoupling protein 1. The record is from RefSeq and is a predicted model, not a curated record. Gene Ontology annotation, molecular function: oxidative phosphorylation uncoupler activity. Lineage: Eukaryota; Metazoa; Chordata; Cladistia; Polypteriformes; Polypteridae. The transcript is spliced from 7 exons. Gene Ontology annotation, cellular component: mitochondrial membrane. Bases 154 to 1083 code for a protein of 309 amino acids. Gene Ontology annotation, biological process: mitochondrial transmembrane transport; response to cold; adaptive thermogenesis.
CGGUGUUAUAAAUGGAGUCCGGGCACUGGAAUGGUCCUUCACUGACAGGCAGCAGGCAGAGGAGCACCUGGAGCUCACACAGCAGGACAUCAGCAGCACACCUGCCGGCCACCAACACCUCCACACGGCUGUGCCCCCCGAGCUUCCAUCAACAUGGUUGGACUCAAGCCUUCAGACAUUCCUCCAACCCCCGGGGUGAAGUUCCUGAGUGCCGGGACUGCUGCCUGCAUCGCCGACCUCUUCACGUUCCCGCUGGACACCGCCAAAGUCAGGCUGCAGAUUCAAGGAGAAAAAACAGCUGUGGAAGCCGCAAAAAACAUCCGCUACAGAGGAGUGUUUGGAACGAUCACGACCAUGAUUAAAACUGAAGGCCCGAGGAGUCUCUACAACGGUCUGGUGGCCGGGCUGCAGCGCCAGAUGGGCUUUGCGUCCAUUCGAAUCGGACUCUAUGACACGGUCAAGCAGUUCUACAUGAACGGCAGGGAGAAUGCCAGCAUUGGGAUCAGGAUCUUGGCAGGGUGCACCACGGGAGCGAUGGCCGUGUCCGUCGCUCAGCCUACCGACGUGGUAAAGGUCAGGUUUCAGGCUCAGAUGAACCUCCGGGGCGUACAGAGGAGAUACAAAGGCACGCUCCACGCGUACAAAACCAUCUUCCUAGAAGAAGGAGUCCGAGGGCUUUGGAAAGGCACUUUGCCCAACAUCACGAGGAACGCCAUUGUGAACUGUGCCGAACUGGUAACCUAUGACAUUAUCAAGGAGGCCAUCCUGAAGCACAAUCUAAUGACAGACAACUUGCCCUGCCACUUUGUUUCAGCGUUUGGAGCCGGGUUCUGUACCACGGUGGUGGCCUCGCCAGUAGAUGUCGUCAAAACCCGCUAUAUGAAUUCGCCCCCGGGCCAAUACACGAGUGCCAUCAACUGUGCCUGGAGGAUGCUCACCAGAGAGGGGCCGACGGCGUUUUACAAAGGGUUUGUCCCGUCAUUCCUGAGGCUGGGCUCCUGGAACAUUGUGAUGUUUGUGUCUUACGAACAACUGAAGCGAGCCAUGAUGAAGUCCAAGCAGUCCAUGGAAUACGUGGCGUGAAGACGGGCGUCUGCAGAAUCUGCCUGUCCUGCUAGAAUUUGAUCCAAACAGACACACGGAGACAGACUUCAAACGGAACAAAAACAAAAAAAAAGGGAAUUCAGGUCGUUUUGAUUUAGACCACGUUAGAAAUUAAAAUUCGGAGGGCGGACCAGAAAUGAUCCGUAAGCACUUUCAAUCCCUCACGCCAUUCGGAGCCGG